Molecule: messenger RNA, 4136 nt
Organism: Phyllostomus hastatus (greater spear-nosed bat)
Lineage: Eukaryota; Metazoa; Chordata; Mammalia; Chiroptera; Phyllostomidae
Gene: PACSIN1
Product: protein kinase C and casein kinase substrate in neurons 1
Exons: 10
Coding region: 230-1564 (444 amino acids)
Biological process (GO): actin filament organization; regulation of endocytosis; neuron projection morphogenesis
Cellular component (GO): cytoplasm; endosome; plasma membrane
Molecular function (GO): protein binding; phospholipid binding
Source: RefSeq, a predicted model, not a curated record
CCGUGGAGGGGACCCAAGAGGACAGAGCCCCCAGCCAAGGCGCCAGGCCCCUCCCUGCCCGCCACCACGGAGAAGGAGGAGGACAGCCAGCCCCUCAGCCCUCGCCUGGCCCAGCGGGGGCAGUGCACUCCUACCUGCCCCUGGCUUGGUACCAACACGGGCCCAGCACAUGAGCAGCCCAGCCUGCUGACCACCGCUCCACACCUGUCCAUCCCCCUACGACCACACCAUGUCCGGCUCUUACGACGAGGCCUCGCUCGCUUCUGAGGAGACCACUGACAGCUUCUGGGAGGUGGGGAACUACAAGCGGACAGUGAAGCGCAUCGAUGACGGGCACCGCCUGUGCAACGACCUGAUGAACUGCGUGCAGGAGCGCGCCAAGAUCGAGAAAGCCUACGCGCAGCAGCUCACCGACUGGGCCAAGCGCUGGCGCCAGCUCAUUGAGAAAGGCCCACAGUAUGGCAGCCUGGAACGGGCCUGGGGCGCCAUGAUGACGGAGGCAGACAAGGUGAGCGAACUGCAUCAGGAGGUGAAGAACAACCUGCUGAACGAGGACCUGGAGAAAGUCAAGAACUGGCAGAAGGAUGCCUAUCACAAGCAGAUCAUGGGCGGCUUCAAGGAGACCAAGGAGGCUGAAGAUGGUUUCCGCAAGGCCCAGAAACCCUGGGCCAAGAAGAUGAAGGAGCUAGAGGCGGCCAAGAAGGCCUACCAUCUGGCCUGCAAAGAGGAGAAGCUGGCUGUGACACGAGAGAUGAAUAGCAAGACGGAGCAGUCGGUCACACCCGAACAGCAGAAGAAGCUGCAGGACAAAGUGGACAAGUGCAAGCAAGAUGUGCAGAAGACGCAGGAGAAGUAUGAGAAAGUGCUGGAAGAGGUGGGCAAGACCACUCCCCAGUACAUGGAGGGCAUGGAGCAGGUGUUUGAACAGUGCCAGCAAUUUGAGGAAAAGCGACUGGUCUUCCUCAAGGAGGUGCUUCUGGACAUCAAACGUCACCUCAACCUAGCUGAGAACAGCAGCUAUGUCCACGUGUACCGGGAGCUAGAGCAGGCCAUCCGGGGGGCCGAUGCCCAGGACGACCUCAGAUGGUUCCGCAGCACCAGUGGUCCUGGCAUGCCCAUGAACUGGCCCCAAUUUGAGGAGUGGAACCCAGACCUCCCUCACACAACCACCAAGAAGGAGAAGCAGCCCAAGAAGGCAGAGGGGGUAGCGCUGACCAAUGCCACCGGGGUGGUGGAGUCCACGUCGCAGGCGGGGGACCGCGGCAGCGUUAGCAGCUAUGACAGGGGCCAGCCGUAUGCCACUGAGUGGUCAGACGAUGAGAGCGGGAACCCCUUUGGGGGCAAUGAGGCCAACGGCGGCUCUAACCCCUUUGAGGACGACGCCAAGGGAGUACGUGUGCGAGCACUCUACGACUACGACGGCCAGGAGCAGGAUGAGCUCAGCUUCAAGGCUGGAGAUGAGCUCACCAAGCUGGGCGAGGAGGACGAGCAGGGUUGGUGCCGCGGGCGGCUGGACAGCGGGCAGUUUGGCCUCUAUCCCGCCAAUUAUGUGGAGGCCAUCUAGCUGCCCUGCUCCCCUCCACACCACCCCUCACUCCUUGCCCUCCCUUCCCACUCUUGUCACCUUCCCUGGCCAUAGAGUUCCAGACAUAUUUUCCGAUCAAGCUUUUAUUUUUUUAAAAGUCAAAACAGAACAAAAUAACUACAAAGAGACGGAGCACUUGCAGGGCCCCCAGAGGCCAGACUGGCGGCACUUGUGGUGAGGGUCUUAGGACUUAGCCCAGCGAAGACAUCACAACAUCCGCUCUUUAGAUCCCACCGAAAAGUCUCCUGAGCCCUGGGAGACAUCUCCCGGACCCUCUUAUUCUGCCUCAGUGCCCCCAUCCCACCCCUUUCCUCUCCACCCCUGGCUGCCAGCACCUGCCCCGUGCCCCUCCCCCACCAUGAUUUCUGAUCUCCUGCCUGGCCUUCUCCCGGUCCACCACCACUUACUCGCAGAGGCCUCCCCUCCAACCCCAGACAAGGGGCCUCCCAGUGUUAAGUCUUCCACUGUGCCCCGGGGAGCCCCCUUCUUCCCUGGCCUCACCCUCUGGAAGAGGAAUCGUCACCCUCUUCUCCCGUAGAGGUUGCUAGGUGCCCCUUGACUCCCUCAGACGUGAACAGGGUCGAGCCGGAGUCGGAGUCGCUGACAGAGUCACUGUGCUGUAGGAGGGUGUGUGAAGGGGGAGCUGGCCCUCAGACCUCCCAAUGCUGGGCUCGGCUGAGGGACCAGGACCCUGCUAGGGCCCUUCUUUCCAGCUGACUGCACUUCAGGCCUGGGCUCUUUCUCAGAGACAUACCCUUCUGUACUUACAGAGUCACCCCACACACAAGUCCUCAGGCAGGGGGAGGGGCCCCAAAGCACAGGGCAAAGCCAGCAACAGUAGCACCCUCCUCCUAUUCCCUGAGGGGGAGGGCAUCUUGCUCACUCACUCAACCCUUCUUCCCUCCCCACUCACCCACCCUCCUUCCCUCCACAUCCAUCUGAAGCCAGAGGAGCACCAGCUUCAGCCUGCCCUCAGGAGAUCAAGCUUUGGGGUCUCCCAUUCAUCUGGCCUGCCUGGGGAGACACCCUUGGGAGCUUCUAGCCUGGGAGCAUCAGGGAAAGCCUGCAGCCAAUAGGAGAGGCUUGGGAAUGGCCAGAGGGAGGAGCCCUGGCCCUUAGGAGCAGGGCAGUCACCACAUCUGUCUGCCUUCUCCCCUCCAUCACCACAGCCCUGGCCCUGGAGCAGCAUUCCCUCUGCUGGCAGCACCUCCCCCCGAACCCUCCCACCCCCGUCUCUGCAGGCCUGGGUCUCAGUUAAAGGACUUUGGGGUGGGAGGAGACAAGGGCCUGCCCAGAGCAGCAGUGUUUCCUGUGGCUGGUGAAAGAAAGUAGCACUUGAUUACUCUAAGGACCAGCCUCUCCCAUGGCAGUGGGGGCAGGGUGGCUGGGUCCCGAGAAGUGAGGGACUAACUGGAAAAGGAAUCUCCCGGAACCUCUGCGCUGAGGUCCUGAGACUUCCCGAGGCACCAGGUGAGCCUGACGGUGGUGCCGCUUCUGGGCUUCAGGGCUGCAGACACCCUGCUCCCUCCCUAACACCUGGCCCUGGGCCUCUAGGUGAAGACAGUGUCUACCCCAGACCCUCCAUCACCCAUCAGCCUCUUGCUCCUUGCUUUUUCUUCCCACAGUCUCCUGUUAGGUCACAGGCCCCAGCCUCAAAGCCCUGACCCUGUUCAUGUGGCACAGAGAAUCCUGGCAUACUCGGGCAGGGACCGGAGCUGGGACAGGCCUUGCUCAAGGCCAGGAAAGUUGGGGGGUGGGGACAAUGGCACCUCUAGGGACAGGCAGACUCUUCUCCACAGCACACUCCUUAUCACUGCUCUGUGGGCCUCCAUUGCAGCCUGAGCUAUCCCCUCAGGGCCUGGAGCAAGAUUUUGGAAAACUUCAGCCCUUCCCAUGCCAGAACAAAAGCCCCUUCUGCCUCUCCUCCAAGCAGGAGCUGGAGUUGAGGGCCCUUUUCCACCUACUGCUGGGAGUCAGACAGCUGCCCAUCUGCACCGUGGAGCCCAGGCUCCCUCUGUCUGUGCCAGCAGGUUCCUAGCACUUGGGGAGAGGCAGUGACUGGCUGUCCCCCUCAGCGCUCUAGCUGCCCACUCUGCGGCAGGGACUUGAAACCCAAUUCCUUCUGAGCAGUGGGUCCCUGGGCUCCUCGGGCCCUGGAGUGGAGGGUCUCACCUGGAAGACCCCCUGAGCUCCCGGGGCCCAGGCCCGCCUGUCAGCACUGACAUCAGGGCGUUCAGCAUCAAGCGCAGGGCCCGUGCCCUCACUGAGCCCACUGCCUCCUGUAGCCCCCUGCCCACACCCUCAAUGCUGCACGGGCCGCUCUGUAGGGCUCAACGAGUGAUGUGUUUCUUCCUAAGUUAACCACCGUUCUGUGCCCUGGCUCUGCCUGGAGCCAGGGCCGCCCUGCCGCCGCCCUCAGCCGCCCUCGGCUUCCUGACUCCAUUCGUCCGACACUUGUGAAACUCCGAGAAGUGCUGUGGUCUCAGCAAUGCACCUGUUUUGUACAUGAUUGUGUAAUUUAAAGGUAUAUAAAUACAAAUAUAUAUAUAUA